AUGGCGCCCCACCACCACCGCAUCCCCUCCAUCUCCUCAGAUCACAAAGCCACCAAACCUCACCUUAAACAUCCAACCUUUGGGCAUCUCCCGCUCUCUACAUCAGGCCCCCUGGACUGCUCCCUCAAAGGCACCGCCUUGCUGAGCAAUCCGUAUUACAAUAAGGGCGCUGGGUUCCCUGCCGAGGAGAGAAAGCAGUUCAAGCUCACCGGGCGCCUGCCGCAGAAUGUGCAGACGCUGGAUCAGCAGGUGAAGCGCGCUUACGAGCAGUAUUGCUCGAGGCACGAUGAUUUGGCAAAGAAUACCUUCAUGACCAGCUUGGCGUCGCAAAAUUUGGUCCUUUAUUUCAGGUUGAUCCAAGACCACCUGAAAGAGAUGUUCUCCGUCAUCUAUACACCUACAGAGGGUGACGCUAUCCAGAACUACUCUCGACUCUUUCGCAGACCAGAAGGCUGCUUCCUUAAUAUCAACGACAUUGGUCGUGUUUACGAGGAUCUGGCCCAGUACGGUACUGCGGACGACGUCGACUAUAUUGUUGUGACUGAUGGCGAAGAGAUCCUCGGAAUCGGUGACCAGGGCGUAGGCGGGAUUCUGAUCUCAAUCGCCAAAUUGGUCCUUACCACCCUCUGUGCUGGGAUCCAUCCUAACAGGACACUUCCUGUAGUUCUCGACUGCGGAACUGAUAAUGAAGAGCUUCUCAAUGAUGAAUUAUACCUUGGGCUCAGGAAGCCACGGGUUCGUGGGAAGCAAUAUGAUGAGUUUAUUGAUACAUUCGUGAAGUCUGCUCGCAAGUUGUAUCCAAAAGCUUAUAUCCACUUUGAGGAUUUUGGAUUGCCCAAUGCUCGAAGAAUCCUGGAUCGUUACAGGCCCGAGAUUCCUUGCUUCAACGACGAUGUGCAGGGCACUGGAUGCGUCACGCUCGCGGCGGUGAUGGCAGGUCUCCACGUGACCAAGUUGAAACUUCAAGACAUGCGGAUGGUUAUCUUUGGUUCCGGGACAGCUGGGACAGGUAUUGCAGACCAGGUGCGCGAUGCCAUCGCUACCGACAGUGGGAAGUCGAAGGAAGAAGCAGCGAAGCAAAUAUGGUGUGUCGACAAGCCCGGCCUCCUAUUAAAGUCCCACGGCGACAAGCUCACGCCCGCCCAAGUCCCGUACGCGCGCGAAGAUUCCGAAUGGGAAGGCAAAGACCAUUCUGACCUCCUCUCCAUCAUCAAAGAAGUCAAACCGCACGUUCUGAUCGGCACUUCCACCAAACCCAAAGCCUUCACGCGCGAAGUCAUCAGCGAGAUGGCCGCGCAUGUAGACCGGCCGAUCGUGCUCCCGCUCUCGAACCCGACGCGGCUGCACGAGGCAGACCCCAAGGACAUCAACGAGUGGACGCAAGGCCGGGCCUUGAUCGCCACGGGCUCGCCCUUCCCGCCCGUCACGUACCAGGGCCGCGAGUACGAGGUCGCCGAGUGUAAUAACAGCACGUGCUUCCCCGGGAUCGGGCUCGGCUGCGUGUUGGCCCGCUGCCGGCUGCUGUCGGACAAGAUGCUGGUCGCGGCCGUCAAGGCGCUGGCGGCGCAGUCGCCCGCGCUUCAGGAUCCCGAUAAGGGCCUGUUGCCGGAUGUCGUGCACGUGCGCGAGAUCAGUGUGCAUAUUGCGUGUGCGGUGAUCAGGCAGGCGGUUGAAGAGGGCUUGGCGACGAUGGAGGGGAUCCCACGGGAGGAGGAGGAGCUGGAGGAGUGGGUUAGGGAGCAGAUGUGGGAUGCGGCGUAUCGACCUCUGCGGGCGGUGGAGUAG
This is a messenger RNA of Amorphotheca resinae ATCC 22711, 1785 nucleotides long. RefSeq lists its product as hypothetical. The record is from RefSeq and is a predicted model, not a curated record. The transcript is spliced from 5 exons. Bases 1 to 1785 code for a protein of 594 amino acids. NCBI's taxonomy places the organism in Eukaryota, Fungi, Ascomycota, Leotiomycetes, Helotiales, Amorphothecaceae. Gene Ontology annotation, molecular function: NAD binding; malate dehydrogenase (decarboxylating) (NAD+) activity. Gene Ontology annotation, cellular component: mitochondrion. Gene Ontology annotation, biological process: pyruvate metabolic process; malate metabolic process.